UCCCAAUGACGUCACGGGGCCACUUUCCGGCCCAUUGGCAGAGUCGGGCUGGAGUUGUGAGGACCCGGGGCGCCAUGGGGGCCACUGGCGACACCGAGCAGCCGCGGGCACCCGGCGGGGCAGAGGGGGGCGGGCCGGAGCUAGGUGACGUGGGGCAGUCGGGUCAAGGCCCCAAUCCUUGGAACAUUAUGAUAAAGCACCGGCAGGUGCAGCGAAGGGGCCGCCGCUCACAGAUGACCACCAGUUUCACAGAUCCUGCUAUCUCCAUGGACCUGCUCCGAGCUGUGCUGCAGCCUAGCAUCAACGAGGAGAUCCAGACUGUGUUCAACAAGUACAUGAAGUUCUUCCAGAAGGCAGCACUGAAUGUGCGAGACAACGUUGGGGAAGAAGUGGAUGCAGAGCAGCUGAUCCAGGAGGCCUGUCGUAGCUGCCUGGAGCAGGCAAAACUACUGUUCUCAGAUGGAGAAAAAGUUAUACCCAGAUUGACCCAUGAGCUUCCAGGGAUAAAGCGUGGUCGGCAGGCAGAAGAGGAAGGUGCCCAUCGAGGAAGUCCCAUUCCCAAAAAGAGGAAGGGACGGCCUCCUGGACACAUCCAGUCAAAUGACCGGGCAGCCCCUGGCAUGGUGUGGAAACCAAAAUCCUGUGAACCAAUUCGCCGAGAAGGCCCCAAGUGGGACCCAGCUCGGCUGAAUGAAUCUACCACCUUUGUGUUAGGAUCUCGAGCCAAUAAAGCCCUGGGGAUGGGGGGCACCAGAGGGAGAAUCUACAUCAAGCACCCACACCUCUUUAAGUACGCAGCUGAUCCCCAGGACAAGCACUGGCUGGCCGAGCAACAUCACAUGCGGGCAACAGGAGGGAAGAUGGCCUACCUCCUCAUUGAAGAGGACAUCCGGGACCUCGCUGCCAGCGAUGAUUACAGAGGAUGCCUGGACCUGAAGUUAGAGGAGCUGAAAUCCUUUGUCCUACCCUCCUGGAUCGUUGAGAAGAUGCGAAAGUACAUGGAGACUCAACGGACAGAGAAUGAGCAUCGUGCAGUUGAAGCACCUGCACAGACCUGAAGCCAGGUGGCCUGGCCACACUAGGCAGCCUUCCUCCUGACCCUCAUUCCCUGUGGCCAAGGCCACCACUGAGACUGCUCCCAGAUGGAUGAUAAGCGGCAUUAAGCUGUGCCUCACAGGGGUGAUUCACUACAGGGCAUCCCCAGACUGGCAUGUACUUCUAUAUUUGUAAAGUCAUUAGGAUAAGAAGCAAUUAAACAGUUUGUAAUAAACACAGAUGAUGA
This is a messenger RNA of Myotis davidii, 1282 nucleotides long. RefSeq names its product deoxynucleotidyltransferase, terminal, interacting protein 1 (gene DNTTIP1). The transcript has 14 exons. Lineage: Eukaryota; Metazoa; Chordata; Mammalia; Chiroptera; Vespertilionidae. The coding region runs from base 6 to 1058 and encodes 350 amino acids. Gene Ontology annotation, molecular function: DNA binding; nucleosome binding. The record is from RefSeq and is a predicted model, not a curated record. Gene Ontology annotation, cellular component: nucleus.